Talaromyces stipitatus ATCC 10500 is the source of this 3623-nucleotide messenger RNA. Its product is annotated as TBC domain protein, putative. The transcript has a single exon. Bases 1 to 3327 code for a protein of 1108 amino acids. Lineage: Eukaryota; Fungi; Ascomycota; Eurotiomycetes; Eurotiales; Trichocomaceae. The record is from RefSeq and is a predicted model, not a curated record.
AUGGCGGAUCCUACUACGUCCACAACGCAACUACAACCAAGACGCUCCUCGUCACAAACAUCCUCAUCAUCUCACAAAAGCCAAAAGGCUAAUAGCAACGGAAAUGGGAAAACAACAACUCGCCCAAAACAGACUACGAAACGACACUCGGCUGUGUCUGUCGUGUCCUCGAAUACCGCUGCGUCGGGAACUCCUGCUGAUUUGACUUCCUUCCCUUCCCUGUCGCCGGAUAGUUCGCCGAAAGAAUUGCGCAGUCAAUCUGAUAUGGACGGCGUGUUUGGACAGGCGACUGCUACACUGACGGAACAGCAACGACACCAGAAUGAAGAGGAGAGUCGCCGAGCGGUGAUACGCGGUAGACAGGCAGCUCUGGAAAGACUCACAUCUUCACUCUCGCAGGGAUCAGGUCGUCCUGCUUUAUUCGAUGAUUCGUUUUCGACGUCCGAGGUUCCAGGGGCGUUGCACUUGGCUGAUACGAUCCAUAUAGAACAUUUGGUGGAGAAGAAUGGUGCUGUGAAGCUAGUCCGGCAAUUCGCGCGUGACCUUGCAGUGAGAGAUGCUGAGAUUUCGAAAUUGCGAAGGAGGGCUGAUGCCCGAGAACGCGAGCUUAAGCGAAUGCUUCGAGAUGUUGGAGUUUCUAGUCAGGAUAUUGAACGGCGUUUAUAUGAUUUGGAAAAUCCCUCGCCGAAAAUUGAGUCUCCUGCGGAGCCGGAUGGUAUCCAUAAGCUGGUAACAAAAUCUAGUAUCAAUGGGCUCAUGGGCCAGGCCAUGCGAGACCCUGUGGGCGAGUUUGAUUCUGACGAUACGGAUCUACAAGCGACACUUCGACCGCAUCGGAAUGAUAGUGAUGCAAAGUCGGGAACCUCGAGCAUAGAGUCUGGUACCCAGAGGAGACAGGGAACUGUCCGUAUAUGGCAGGAUUAUAUUUUUGGAACUGUUAGCGACAGUCGUAGGACCAGCCGAGGUAGUAGCGUGGCAACGGAUGCAGACGAUAUUGACGAAGUCGCUGGGGCUCCUCGAAUUACAUCGAACAAUACGUCUGGUCGUCGAAAGGGGUUAGAUGAGAGGCUAUUCCAACCUCCGACUAGCCGUGCAUCUUCACCGGCGGGAGUGAAACUCUCAAAUGCUGGAGACACAUCUAGCUUACAUUCGCGAAAGUCCUCCAAAUCUGUCUCUUCUUGGACGGUCAAAUUAUUUGCAGGUGGCUCUCAGAACAAGGAUGCUCAGGGUGCGUCCAGUGCAGAUCGGAGCCGAGCAUCUUCUCUAGGGGAGGAUAAACUCAAAAACAUUUCUAAAGCGUCAUCAAAUCUUACCGGGAAGAAUGGGCUUUCCGCCGUGGCUGCUUUGAAGCGCAUUAACAGCUAUAGCGGGGCCAAUGGUCUUCCUAACGCCUCUACGACUUCUGCGCCUAGCAGGUUAGGUCUUCAACGACGUGUCACGGGAUCAAAUGUACCUCAAAUCCCCAAUGCAGACCGCAGCAACGGUGCGGUAGCAACUAAUCUCGGCCCUGUUGAAAUGGAUGCUAUUCUUCCUAUGGAGUCUCGACCACCAGCUCUGAGCGAAUACAACUUCAACUACCAAUCAGACGGUUUGUUGACGGAUCGUUUUGGUUUUAUAUACGAUCAGCGGCGGAAAAAAAGACAAAAAGAAGCUGCUUUGUUGAGGAAAACUGCCAACAGAAAGAGCCUUACCGAGACGAUCAAUAGCCAUCGCAGCGGUGACCUCACCGAGGAAGGUGAAGAGGAAGAGCAGACAGGGCUUGGCUUAACGAUUCCAGAUCAGUUAGAAACCCCAAUUUCAGUCGAUGAAGUCGAUAACGAAAGUUCAGUCACGAAGCGUUGGCAAGACUAUCUUCGUAUUGCAACACGACCAACGGAACUGCUAUCACAUACACCUUCCACCGCACCGAUCAUUGGUGUUUCUGCUUCUGAUGAACCUCCUAAGAGAGUGGCAUCUACUGUUGCUCUUGACAAGGCUGGAGCGCCGUCAGUCAGUCCGAAUUCACAACCGACAUCCUCAACUUCGACUAUUGUAGCAGAUUCGCCUGAAUUUGCCAAUGUAGCGGCUCGGUCACAGACAACCACGAUCAGCGUACCUAACGAGCAGGAGCCGGUCAAACUUUUACUGGAGCAGUUGACUGAACUUCACGAUGUCCUUCAGCGCGAAAGAACGGCUAGAUGGAAUGAAUUUCUUCGUAAAGUCCGCGCAGAACGCCGUCGGGAAGGUGAAGCCGCUGCAGCACAGGAUCCUGAACGUGCCAGCAUGUCGCUAAACAUGCCUGAAGCUACCUUGGCUGAUGGUGAAGUUGUUGGUAUCGCAGGCCUGGGCAACAAGGGUAAAGUUGGACGGAAUAAGUGGCGAGAAUUUCGGUCGUUGGUCCUCUCCGGUAUUCCGGUCGCCCAUCGUCCAAAGAUUUGGGCAGAAUGCAGCGGGGCUUCAGCGAUGCGUAUCCCUGGGUAUUAUGACGAUCUGGUCAAUAUGGUUAAUGUUGUUGACGUCGACCCUACUAUCGUUGCGCAGAUCGACAUGGAUAUUCAUCGUACGUUGACCGACAAUGUGUUCUUCCGGAACGGACCUGGCGUGGCGAAGCUACGAGAUGUUUUGCUAGCUUACUCUCGUCGUAAUCCUGAGGUUGGGUAUUGUCAAGGAAUGAAUCUCAUUGCUGGUUCUCUCCUAUUGACUACGCCAACGGCUGAGGAUGCAUUCUGGAUCAUGACAUCAAUGAUUGAGAAUAUCCUGCCUCAACAUUAUUAUGACCACGGUCUGCUUGCAUCUCGAGCAGACCAGCAAGUCUUACGUCAAUACAUUACAGAAGUCCUUCCUCGACUCUCUGCCCAUCUGGACGAACUUGGUGUCGAGCUAGAGGCUUUGACUUUCCAAUGGUUCUUAUCCGUGUUUACCGAUUGUCUAUCCGCCGAAGCCUUGUAUCGUGUCUGGGACGUAGUUUUGUGUCUAAAUGUCACUAGCACAACUCGAGAAAGAGCGACACCAACAGCUACUACAACUGGACCGAAGAAAGUCUCAGAAGAUGACGCCGCAGCUGCAAGUGGAGGUGGCAGCACAUUCUUGUUUCAAGUUGCAUUGGCUUUAUUGAAACUAAACGAGCAACAACUCCUGACAACCUGCCAGACACCUGCUGCAGUUUAUACCUAUGUCAACCAUCAAAUGACCAACCAUGCAAUCAGUAUUGAUGGUCUGAUCCAAGCAUCCGAGGCGUUGAGGAAUGUGAUUCGGAGGGAAGAUGUCGUUUCCAGGCGAGCAGCUGCUUUGAGACAGAUGAAGAACGACGGAUACUCUUAUCAAAGCUCAAACAAUUCCGAUGAAUGAUCCCCUUUCCCAGCGACAGAGCUUCACUCCUUAGAAUUUUUCCUUUGUUUGUUUGCAAUACACUAUACCACUUUAUUUCCAAUCCUUCAGCGCCAUUUUCAGUUUGCAUCAGGCGGGCUCUUUUUUUUUUACCGAGAUGGGAAGUACACGCAAAAGCAUACAAUGAUACCCAACUCUUUUUAGUAUUCUUGCCUGUUUUUCCAAGCGCAUUUGGGGAUUGUGGUUUUUGGGAGUCGUGAGAUGCUGCAUUUUUGGGAGUCAAUAUCAUAACAUAAGUUACUAGACUGAUUGAAUUU